UAAAUCCCCGCCCGCUUCAUUCCUGCGUUGUUUGGGGACAGUAGGAAGAUGGCGGCGGCCCCGCUGUACUGUGUCUGCCGGCAGCCCUACGAUGUGAGCCGGUUUAUGAUCGAGUGCGACAUCUGUAAAGACUGGUUCCACGGCAGCUGUGUGCAGGUAGAAGAGCAUCAUGCUGUGGAUAUUGAUGUUUACCACUGUCCCAACUGUGAUGUUGUACACGGACCCUCCCUGAUGAAAAGGCGCAACAACUGGCACAGGCACGACUACACUGAGCCAGACGAUGGAUCAAAACCAGUUCAAGCUGGCACCUCAGUGUUUAUCAAGGAGCUGCAGAACAGGACCUUCGCUAGUGGCGAGGAGAUUCUGAUGCGGAUGAACGGUGAGCAGGUAACACCCAGGUACCUGGAGAGGCACAGCUUCAACUACCCCAUAGUGGUCACCGAGAUGGAGGGUCUGGGACUCAAACUACCAGCCCCUACUUUCUCUGUCAAAGAUGUGGAGCAGUAUGUCGGUGGUGACAAAGUCAUUGAUGUGAUAGAUGUGGCACGGCAGGCGGACAGCAAGAUGAAGCUCAGCGAGUUUAUCAAGUAUUUCACCAAGUCCCAUCGACCUAAGGUCCUCAACCUUAUCAGCCUGGAGUUCUCUGACACUAAGAUGUCAGAGCUGGUGGAGGUUCCUGACGUGGCUCAGAAGAUGUCCUGGGUGGAGAACUACUGGCCAGAUGACUCCUUCUUCCCCAAGCCGUUUGUCCAGAAGUACUGCCUUAUGGGGGUCAGGGACAGCUAUACAGAUUUCCACAUAGACUUCGGGGGCACCUCCGUCUGGUACCAUGUUCUCUGGGGUGAGAAGAUCUUCUAUUUGAUCAAGCCCACUCCUGCCAACCUUGCACUAUAUGAGGCAUGGAGCUCCUCGCCCAAUCAGAGUGAAGUGUUCUUUGGGGACAAAGUGGACAAGUGCUACAAGUGUGUUGUACCCCAGGGAACUACCCUGCUCAUCCCUACAGGCUGGAUUCAUGCUGUUCUCACCUCUCAGGAUUGCAUGGCUUUUGGAGGGAACUUCCUUCACAACCUCAAUAUUGGCAUGCAGCUCAGGUGUUAUGAAAUGGAGCGUCGUCUGAAAACCCCAGACCUCUUUAAGUUUCCGUACUUCGAGGCCAUCUGUUGGUAUGUGGCCAAGAACCUUCUGGAAAUGCUAAAAGAGCUACGUGAGGACAACUGUCCGCCACCGACCUACCUAGUGGAGGGAGUCAAGGCUUUAAUCAGUGCACUGAAGACCUGGUUGAAAAGAGAGGUGACUGAGCCCACCAGUGAGGUACCAGACAAUAUCAGGCCCAACCAUCUCAUUAAAGAGCUGACCAAGGAAAUCCGCUACGUGGAGGAGGAACCAGUCGGUGGUAGCAAGCCAGUGAAAUCUCAGGGAAGCGGGUGUGGAGUAGCAUUUGGAUCGAAUGGCUGCCCAGCCACUCGCUCCACACUAGAGAGGCUGUGCCAGGCACGGCGGGCGAGGAGAGCUGCUAGGCGGCUAAGGGAGCAGCAGCGGCAGGCCCCUAAAUUGCCCUCCAACCUGGACAUCUUGGAGCAGCACACCAGGGAGGUGCUGAAGAGGCUAGAGGUGGGACCGCUUGAGGAGGAUCAGGCGUUCUGUGCCAAGGUUCAUGGGAAGCUCAACAAAGUGUCAACUGCAUCAGCAGCUGCUGCUGCAGAGUCUUUAGAGGACAACCACCUACGGCUAAUGCUAGUCAAUGGCAGAAUCAUCAGAGAUAUGAGGCGGCCAGGCAGCAGCCCGGUAAAGACGGAGGGUGAACGGUCGUCUGUUGGCCAGGGUCCACCAAAGAGUUGCGUGGAUGUGAAGUUGGAGAGGACGCAAGACAGUCAAGAGCAGCACAGCAUGGUCGAGAAACCCACACUCCUCAGGGGUUUGGAGAGGGUGAAGACUGAACUCAGGGAAGAAGUCUCAGGACACUCCAGUGUGUCAGACGUGGAGUCAGACAGUGACUCUCCCACAGAGUGCAAAGCGUUGUUGUCGUCGUCCUCCUCCUCCUCUUCUGAUGAGGAUUCAGAGAGUUCCCAAGAGGAGGAAGAAGAGGAGGAAGGGGAGAGGGGCUCAUCUCACCAGAAAGGCUCAGGGCACACCAUAGAGCUGGACCAGUCUGGCCAGAAACUCAGGCACAAACACAAACCACUCAAACGAGACCGUCCUACCUCACCCAGCACAGAAGAGGCCAUUCAGGGGAUGCUGUCUAUGGCUGGUCUGCUGUGCCCCUCCAAGCCGGAAAAGGUAGCCUCAUCCCAGGAGCCGUGGUGGUCCAGCCCGAGCCAGAGGGACGCAGCGCAGCACCAGUGCCGACUUCAGGGGGACAAGAGCCCGAUGGACAGCCAGGGCAACAGCAGCAGCGAGGCCUGGGACAAUCAGGGGCUCCCCAGCCCCCUCAGUCGAAGCCACGCCACCAGCCCAGAGACGGAAUACCAGUACUGUGACCCCUCAAUGUCUCCUCCACUGCACCCCUCCAAGAGGCACGCCCCUAACCCCCCACCUAUCAGCAAUCAGGCCACAAAAGGCAAACGGCCCAAAAAAGGAAUGGCCACAGCAAAGCAGAGACUGGGGAAGAUCCUGAAACUCAACAGACACAGUCGUGUCUUUGUGUAACACUCCAAAAAAAACAUCAGCGGCAAAAAAUGAGAAGUUGGGGAUGUAUUCUUGAAGAAAGGAAAAAAAAAAGAAAGAACAGAAACAUUUGUUUAUUUGUUACCAGACACUUUUGUGCUGUAGGAAAUGGGGAAAGGAAAAAAAAAAGAACACACUGCCUGGAGACGACCACAACUGAACGAAUCUUGAUACAUUUAUAUAUAUUUAAAAAAAAAAAAAAAAACACGCUCACUGUGCAUGCUUAGGAGACAGGGUAUUGGAUUUGAAAUAAGCAAGUGCACGACUUCACUACAAGCACACUAAGAACAAAACAGAAAAAGGAGCAUUGAGGAGAGACGAAAACAAGCAUGUUAAGAAUUUUUUCUGCUGCAGGGAAAAGUGGACUGAGGCUCCUGGGGGCAUUUAAAUGGACUAAGGAGAUGUACUGUAGGAGGUCUACCAAACAAACAACAACAAGAAAAAAAGCUUGCUUUUCCGGGGAGACAGCAAGAUAUCUACUGCUUCUGAUGCCAAGAUCAUCUGCAUCACAUUUACUAAUAUAUCCUCUCUCCAGUGAACGCACCCCCCCCCCCAACCCCCCCAAUCCCAACAACCUUUUACUUGCUUACCUGCAAAGAGGAUGGAGGAGCAGGUGAAACGGAGCUGUAUCUCUUGCAGGGUCUUUUUUUAUUUUUUUUAUUUUAUUUUAACUUUUUUCCUCUGGCCCUGGAGGAGAAAUGAGGUGCUAAGGAGGAGGUGGAGGGAGGAGGAGGCGGUGAACUGAAAUUUCAAAAUGGUGCUUAUUGUUUGUACUUUUCUCCACUCAUGCUUUCCCCUUCCACCCUUCACCUCACCCCUUCCCCAACUCCCCUUCCCUUUUAUCUCAAUCACACCAGCAAUAAUGACUUUGAGGAGAAAAGUGAGAGACAGAGAGAGAGGCAGCACUUUGGAGCAUUCCCAGUUUCUCCUGUUUUGUAUAAAAGUCUGAACAGGUGCGUUAAUGACUUGCACAAUUUAGUGCAAAAUUUACUCUCAAAUCUGCACUGUUGUUUGAGAAUUAGGUAAUUAUGGCUAAAGGGAAAAUUGCUCAAAGUGCUGCCUCCAGGUGAAUUUGUUUUGAAUAGGAAUUAUGAGUCGUUCUCAUUUUUUAAAAAACUGAAAAUGACAAACGACUCACAUGUUAUCCUGCUUAAUUUAUUUCUUGUUUUAUCUGUGAUUUUGAUUUUUAAUGUGUUAUUUUUAUGGAUUCUGAAUGAUGUAUUUAUUAAUUGAAAGAGAGGAUUUUAUUAUAUUUUGACCCUGAAAACCUCAGCUAUUCUGAGGGUUUCUUUCCUUUAUAGGGGUUUUUCUUUUCUUUUUUUUUUUUUUUUUAUCUUUAACACAUACUUUUUUGUAAAUGUGGAUGUUUUAGACUUCAUGUGAUCAUCAUCUGUUGAGUAGCAGUCUACCUACAAAUCUUUUAUUACCUUUGAUUCUGUCACAACUCUUUUUUUCCCCCUGCCCAGUUGAAUAGUGUUGAUUCUCGUCUGUUCUGGUUUCCUCUUCUCCUUGUAGCCAGAGGGGUUGGGCUAAUGUGCGAAUAGAGACUAGGUUUAGGUCGAAAAAUGUCAGCUUCCAUAUCUACACCUGAGCUUUUUCAACGAGUGCCACUUAUCAUUUAGCAAAAAAGAUAACAAGUAUUCUGAGCCACUGUGGUCGAUCCAAAGUAGUUGAUGUAUUCAAAAGGAUUGAACGUUUGAGGAACUCCAACGGGAUGAGUGAGUUUUUUUCCUUUUUGCUUAUUUUUUAACAAUACCAGUGCUGAUGUGAGAUGUGUGUUUUUGCUCGGGGUGCGCAGUUCUUCACUCUCAGGGAAUGAUGCCAUGGACAUAACCUUUCGAUUAACCACCAGCCACGUCAUGGAUGCAGACAGGAUGUCCUCAGCGCUCACUCAAGACUUUAAGCUUCAACCUCCAGCUUUGGAGUCGCUGAGGUUUGCUUGUUUUUUUUCAUUAUUGCUCAAAAACAUUUAUUUCGUGAUUGUGGUUUUCAAGUUGUAAGGAUAAGCUGUGCUUUUACCAGUCAGUCAUUGUACCUUUACAGUAGGCUACUUUUACAACUUCUGUUAACAUGAAUUUGGUAUUGUCCCCCGCUGCUUCCUAACACACUUUUCAGCUCAGUGUUAAUACAGAAAACACCUGUGUUAAGUUGACUCUAAAAAUGUAAAUCACACCCAGGCUAAAUGUUGCCAAGUAGCUUUAAGGCCACUCAUUUUAACAGCAUGAGACUUUGAAAGCUUUGCUCAGGUCGACUUGAAGUGCACAUGAAGCUGCGAGCGACUGUGAUCAGUCACUCAGCCCUGAUGAGGUUGUUUCACAUUAUCCUAACACAAAGAACCAAUUUAGUGGUAAUCACAUUGCCAGACUGAUUUCCUCCCUUUUUUUCCUUACACUACACUUUAACCUUUGAACUCUUUGCAUGUCAAGUCAUUGAAAAACACACAAGCUGGCCCGCAGGUAGGGUUUGUCAUAAGCUGUAGUAUUCAUCGUACAGGAUCUGUCCCCUUUUGCUUUUAUAUGCAGCUCUCUUGGCAUUAAUGUUUAUGUGCGUUGGUUCUUGCAAUGGUUUUUUCCAAAUUUAAAUGGCUUAUGAUUUAAAAUAUACAAACACUGGCUAACUGUGACACUGUUAAUGCGUUGCAUUUUGUUUCUGCAUUUCAAAAAUUGCGUGUAAAUAAAACUAAUGAAAUAACA
Lates calcarifer (barramundi perch) is the source of this 5357-nucleotide messenger RNA. It is a transcript of the gene kdm7aa, whose product is annotated as lysine (K)-specific demethylase 7Aa. The record is from RefSeq and is a predicted model, not a curated record. Gene Ontology annotation, biological process: regulation of transcription by RNA polymerase II; protein demethylation. NCBI's taxonomy places the organism in Eukaryota, Metazoa, Chordata, Actinopteri, Centropomidae. Gene Ontology annotation, molecular function: histone demethylase activity; transcription coregulator activity. The transcript has 18 exons. The coding region runs from base 49 to 2646 and encodes 865 amino acids.